This is a messenger RNA of Mycena indigotica, 2724 nucleotides long. RefSeq lists its product as uncharacterized. The record is from RefSeq and is a predicted model, not a curated record. Gene Ontology annotation, biological process: protein localization to phagophore assembly site; autophagy of mitochondrion. NCBI's taxonomy places the organism in Eukaryota, Fungi, Basidiomycota, Agaricomycetes, Agaricales, Mycenaceae. The transcript has 3 exons. Gene Ontology annotation, cellular component: phagophore assembly site; autophagosome. The coding region runs from base 1 to 2724 and encodes 907 amino acids.
AUGACUUCGUCCCGACCGGGCUCGGGGUCCCGCUCGUCAUAUUACCAGUCGGCAGCUGGAAGCACUUCCUCGUCCCGGCCUUUUCUUGCGAUGCUAAACCCCAGUGGUCGGCACUAUCAAGGGUAUACACAAGCCAACCAGUCUGUGCUGGAGGAAGACGAGCAACGGAGUAGCGGUGACGAAGGGGAAGUUAGUCUCAGAAGGCAGGAAGAGUCUAUCCCACUCUCGAAAUCGCGCCAUGGCCACCAUGUCUCGUGGGACUCUGGCCCCGCCGUCCUCCACCCAAAUAUCCAACAAGAGGACAAUGACAACGGCGAUGAUGAGGUCCCCCCAUCCAGCUUUAUGGUCGAAACUACUUCGACUACAACGAGAGCUUCACGGAGUAAAGGCAAAUCAAAGGCCAAGUCAAAGACCUCGUCAACUCCGACUCCAGUAGAAUCGAGGUCGCGGCCAUUGUACUCCAUAGCGGGCAAGACACUUCCCUCUGUAUUACCACUGCACACGACUCCUUCUCCUGACUCCGUCCCCCGUUCCGAAAGCCGAACAUCCACAAGCAACAACGACCGACCAAAUCGGCAAAUGGGUGGCUUGGAUGCCUACGAACGAGCCUUAUGGAACUGGGUUAAUGUCUAUAAUCUGGACGCAUUCCUCCAGGAGGUGUAUUUCUACUAUGAGGGAAAGGGCAUCUACAGUAUCGCUCUUUCACGAGGGCUCAAUCUAUUAACGGUCGGAUUCGUCAUUGGAUUCUCCACAUUCCUACUCGGCUGUGUUGACUAUUCACGCAUACGACACGAAACAUCCAUGAAGCUUUCAGACGUUGUGGUUUCCCGCUGCGUAUCCAGAUUUUCUGGCUUCACACUCCUCUUCUUCAUCCUCUUUAUUGCGUUCUACGUCUGGCAAAUCGUCGCUUUCGUGCUCAGUAUAUUCCGACUGGUCGACAUGUACAACUUUUACACCCACCUACUCAAGAUCCCAGACGAGGAUGUUCAGACCAUUGCCUGGCCAGAGGUCGUUCGUCGGAUAGGCGCGAUUCGUGAAGAAAACCCACUCACUGCUCUCUCGUCUAACAUUCCCAAAACGAGCGACACGACGACAGCCAAGCUAGAUGCGCACGACAUCGCUAAUCGCAUUCUCCGACAAGAGAAUUACUUGAUAGCACUAUUCAACAAGGACCUGCUGGACCUCCGGGUUCCGUUGCCUAAUGCCUUGAAACGGUUUGUCGACACGGAAGCUCAAGGCAAUGGCAAGAUGCUCACCCGCGCAUUGGAAUGGAACCUGCGAUUCUGCUUGAUGGAGUACUUAUUCGACCAGCACGGUGCUGUUCGCAAGGUUUUCCUCAAAUCGAAGAAUCGUCCAGCACUAAUCGACGGACUCCGCCGCCGAUUUAUCUUUAUGGGAAUUCUCAACGCCAUUUUUGCGCCGUUCAUCGUGCUCUAUCUGCUCAUGUACUCCUUCUUCCGGUACUUUGAGGAAUACCACAAAGACCCUUCAACGAUCAGUGGUCGGCGAUAUACGUCCUACGCGCAAUGGAAGUUCCGCGAAUUCAACGAGCUGCCCCAUCUCUUCUCGCGGCGGCUCAAAGAGUCCCAUCCAUUCGCCAACAUGUACAUCGGGCAAUUCCCAAACGAGAAUGUUGCGCUGCUCAUGCGUUUCGUUGCAUUUGUCUCUGGUUCCUUUGCUGCUGUGCUUUUCCUCGCCACCGUCCUUGAUCCAGACAUCUUUGUCCAUUUCGAGAUAACCCCACACAGAACGGUGCUGUUCUACUUGGGUGUGUUUGGGUCGGUAUUAGCUGUCGCGCGGGGCAUGAUUCCUGAAGAGAACAAGGUCUUCGACCCUGAGUUCUUGAUGACGGAAGUUAUCGGGUACACCCAUUACAUGCCUGACGAUUGGAAAGACCAACUACACAGCAAGCGGACCCACACCGCAUUCGGCCAACUUUUCGCAAUGAAGAUUCUCAUCUUCGUAGAAGAGCUCGUGUCCGUCGUUCUAACGCCGUUCGUGCUAUGGUUUUCUCUACCCGAUUGUGCGCCCGCAAUCAUCGACUUUUUCCGUGAGUUCACGGUGCACGUGGACGGACGCGGGUAUGUCUGCAGCUUUGCGGAGUUCAACUUUGAGCGACACGGCAACGUCAAGUUCGGCGCGCCGACCCAGAUCGAAGACAAGCGGAUGGUGUCGAACGAGGGCAAGAUGGAGAAGAGCUUCCUGAACUUCAAGGCGGCGAAUCCGGACUGGAGUCCCGCAGAUCCCGCUGGCUCGCUAUACCUGAGCCGGAUUGCGGACUUUAGUGGCUCACAGUUGCCCAGGCGACGUGAUUUGGGCCAGUCCACGGUCCAGGACUACGAUAGACUGCGACAAAGUCAGCGGAGAAGGGUUGUGGGUGGGCUGGCGGGGAGUAUGCUCCAUAUGUCAGCUCUAGCUGGGCCCCAUGCAACUUCGUCAUCAGUCUUUGGCAGGGCGUCAAUGGCGCAAACAGCCGUUUUGGGCGAAUCGGCGGCGAGUAUACCAACCACGCCCAAGACACCGAGACCCGAAAUUAAGACGGAGGACUUAUCGGCAGACGGGGGUGUUGGGAGUGGUUUGGGCGAGUCCUAUGUCGAUGGGGCCGGCGGAGCGGGCCGGACCGAGCCGGAUGAGGACGAAGAGAGGUUGGAGGACGACCGCGGGGUGCUUGGACUGUUGGCGCAGAUUUAUGGCAGGAGAGAAGGUGCUGCCCGCGUAAUGUGA